AUGCGCCAGACGGGCUGGGUGCAUGUGGGGGUGGGUGAAGCACGAGUCAAGGGUGUUCAGGAGGGUCAGGACGGUGAUGGGGAUCCCGGCACAGCACCCACUGCGCUGAGAGCUCUGCACACACUCUCCUGGGAGCACAAUAAACUCGGCUCCAGUGAGGACACCGACCAACAGACGGUUGAGUUACACGGCGCGUUCCCUCCCCCCCCCCCCCCCCCCCGCCGCCGGCGGGGCCAGGGCGGCUCCCCGCCACCCGGCACAGGCAAGGUCGUCCCCCUGCACCUGCACGCCCGCGGGGCGGUGGACAUUGACGCCCGUGGCCCGCCUACCCGACGCGGCGCCCUGCCCUCUGCCCCCGCAGCCCCGACGACACCCGCCCGGGGUCCCCGAGGUGAGUCAACCCUGCAAAGGAACCCCCCCCACCCCACCGCGUCCUCGAGAGCUGCAGGGCUGCGGGGGCGCGGGCGGCGAGGGCCUACCUGGAGUGCUGGCGGCUCCACGCCACGUCCCCGCCGCGCGUCCUCCGUCCUGCGUCCUCCCGGGCCUCGCCCCUCGUCGGGGAGCAGCUGGGCGCUGACCUCGGGCUGA
This is a messenger RNA of Prionailurus viverrinus (fishing cat), 588 nucleotides long. Its product is annotated as formin-like protein 20. Bases 1 to 588 code for a protein of 195 amino acids. The transcript has a single exon. NCBI's taxonomy places the organism in Eukaryota, Metazoa, Chordata, Mammalia, Carnivora, Felidae. The record is from RefSeq and is a predicted model, not a curated record.